CGUUAGCCGAUGCGCGUUGGCGUUGGCAAACAUGAGAACGACAAUAAUUACGAUCACGGACUUACAAUAGUAUGGCUAUCGUAAACAACUAGCGUUUAAAGGCUCGACGAUGCAUGCGAGCCGAGAAAGCCGUUUCCGAUAAGUUGUAGACUUCAUCAGUAUUCUACAAAAAAUAAAACAGGUGAAAUGAAACUAAGUGUAACAUCAUUUCGGGCCCAUUCGUCGGCUCAAAAAAAAAUCUUAAAGUGUCAAAAUCAGCUCAAUUAUAUCGCACCACAUAUUUCUGUUGUUCCAAAUGUAAAUUCUCCAUCUACCAGUUUUGACGUCAGACAAAUGAUGGUCGACAGUACUGGAAUGAGAGUAGAAAAUAUAAAACCAGAAACACCAAUCGAAUCUGAAACGUCCAGCUCAAAAAAUUAUAAUGGGAAUUUUAAUACAAAAAACUGUUCAACGAUAUUAGAGAAAAAUGCUCCAAUAAGAAGCAGAAGUAAUCAAAGAUGGAUGAAACUCAGAACCACAGUUCAACUGUCAAGCGCUAUUUCUUCUACAAUAAAAACAUCGAAACCGGCUUUACAAAGAGAAGAUUCAUUCAUCAAGCGAUUCACUACUCGACAAGUGGCAGAAAAGCAGGAAACGCUAGACACAGGAGACGAUGGUGAGUAUAGUUCUGGAUCGCAAGAUAAUAUCGAAUAUGUACGCAGAAAGCGACGAUUACGGCGAAAACAAAACAAACUGCCGUGGUCUGUGGUUAACCCUGACGAGAACUUUUAUUUUAAUUGGUUAAUGUUGUUGACCGGGUGCACACUGUAUAAUUUAUGGACCGUCAUCGUCCGGCAAAGUUUGCCCGAGUUGCAAAGAAUGGCGUCCGGUUGGUGGUUUACUAUGGAUGCGUUUAGCGACAUUGUGUUCUUACUAGACGUCGCUGUUCAGUUUCGCACCGGGUACCUAGAACAGGGUCUGAUGGUAUAUAAUACUAGCAAAUUAGCUGGUCAUUAUAUCCGGUCCAAGUCAUUCUUAUUUGAUUUAGUCGCACUCACGCCGCUUGACCUCCUUCAACUCAAAAUUGGCAUACAUCCCUUGCUGAGAUUUCCUAGGUUUUUAAAGGUGUAUCGUGUUUACGACUAUUAUUAUAUGGUCGAAUCAAGAACAGUUUAUCCAAAUCUUUGGAGAGUAAUAAAUUUAAUUCACAUUCUUUUAAUACUAGCUCAUUGGUUUGGUUGUUUUUACUAUUUAUUAUCCGAAGCUGAAGGUUUCAAAGGCGAUUGGGUAUACCCAUACAAACCAGGAGAUUAUGCCACGUUAACAAGAAAAUACUUAGGUUCCCUUUAUUGGUCAACUCUAACAUUAACAACAAUCGGAGAUCUUCCUACGCCUGAAACUAAUGCAGAGUAUGUUUUUACUAUAGUUAGUUACUUAAUAGGCGUUUUUAUAUUCGCAACUAUUGUAGGCCAGGUAGGUAAUGUUAUAACAAAUAGAAAUGCAAAUCGAUUGGAAUUUGAAAGACUGUUAGAUGGAGCUAAGUUAUAUAUGCGUCACCACAAGGUUCCAAGUGGAAUGAAAAAACGAGUACUGCGGUGGUACGAUUAUUCGUGGUCUAGAGGACGUAUACAAGGUGGUGGAGAUAUUAACACAGCUCUGGGACUUUUACCUGACAAGCUCAAGACAGAAUUGGCACUCCAUGUAAAUUUAGCAGUUUUAAAAAAAGUGACAAUAUUUCAAGAAUGCCAGCCUGAGUUUUUGCACGAUUUAGUACUUAAGAUGAAAGCAUAUAUAUUUACACCAGGAGAUUUAAUUUGUCGCAAAGGUGAAGUGGCUAGAGAAAUGUUUAUUAUAGCUGAUGGUAUUUUAGAAGUUAUUAGUAGUGAAACUGGACAUGUUUUAACAAUUAUGAAGGCUGGCGAUUUUUUCGGUGAAAUUGGUAUUUUAAAUUUAGAUGGCUUUAACAAGAGAACGGCAGAUGUAAAAUCAGUUGGUUAUUCAGAAUUAUUCAGUUUGUCGCGUGAAGACGUUUUAGCAGCAAUGAAGGACUAUCCCGAGGCUCAAGAAAUUUUACAAACUCUUGGCAGAAAACGAUUAUUGGAAGCAAGAAAUGCUAACAAAGCAGUUGCUGACCGUUUAAAAUCUCGUGCUAAUAAUGAAUCAGAGAAUUGUACUAGGAUUGUAGAUAAAAUCCGAAGUGACGUGAAAGGCCUACGCAAUGCAUUUACAAAAGGACGUAGAGGAACUAGAGCUGUUGUUGAGGAAAGUUUGGAAUUACAGCCGUUGACAAAUUAUGGUAGCCGAAAAUCUGAAAGUGCAGGAAGUAGAAGUAUUUUACGAAGAAUGCCUCGUGUGUGGAGUGAUGAAUUAGCUUCUGGAACAGAACAUAGUGAUGAAGAUCCGAGACCGUUGUCUCCUGGUAUACCAAUUUUAAACAAAGCCAAUAAAGAAGUACGUAUAAAUGAAUCAAAAAAAUGUUUAUCUCCACCAAUAGUAACGGCGGAAUCACUUAGAAAAGAUUCUAUGCAUCAAGAAGUUAUAGGAUCUGGUUUACCGUUAUUACAACGACUUUUAAUACUAAAACAAAAGAAUGACCAAGACGCCACAAUGCUAAAUAGGCAAAAGCGCAAUGAUCAAGAAAUACAUGAAUAUGUCACUAAAGUAAAAUCAAGUAUCAAAUUAAAAACUCCAAAAAAAGAUAUACCUAAAACUUUUAAUCUGAAGCAAAGAUUAUCAGAGGCAAAUGUUAGACCUAAAAAAUCCACAUCAAAUACAAAAUUUUGGACAUUAUUAAAAAAAGCCACCGUACUCACACCUAAGGCUAAAUUACAGGAUAUGAAAUCUGAUGAGAAGUCUAUUGUUGACUCUCUGUCAUCUUUUCGAGUAGAUUCAAAGCCUAUCGAUCCAUUAAUAGAAAAUGUUGUGGGUGAAAAUCAACCUACAAAACUCAUAAUGAUGUGCCAAACAUUAGAAAACCAAUAUAAACAGGGCUCGUUGAUUGCUCAAAACAUAUCGGCUCAUAAUAAUUUAGUUAAAAGUACUGAAAGUAAUGUUAAGGAUUCAUGUGAUAUUAGAUUGGUCCCAAGACCAAAAUUAUUAAAUCUCGCAGGCACAAAAAAACGUUAUGAUUCAAUUAACGAUUUAUCACCUGAAUAUUCAGGAUUAUCGUUUGUGAAAAAACUAAAAAUUUUAAAUGAACGCCAAAAAUUAGCAGAACUUGAAGAAAAAGCGUUUUUAAGAAGCGCUAGUUUAGAUUCUGCAGGAUGUAAAAAUUUUAUGCAAUUUAACAAAUUAUCUCGUAGUCAUUCAGAAGCUGUUGCUUUAGAACUUGUCAUGAGAAAUCAAAAGAAACGGACAGAAUUAUCUGUAGUCUCUGACGACACAAAUGAAACAUCUGAACGUAUACGUUUAAAAAAUAUACUUAAACGAUUGUCAUCUGAUUGUCUUGGCAAUGACCGAGUCAGGCAGUUAAUGUCAUCUCAAACAAUUGAGGGAUAUGCUGCAAGACAUUCAAAGCUUACCAGAAAUGUAACGUUCAAUCAACGUCACACUUUAGAGUCCUCGCCGGAUUCUUGUGGUUCUUUAUUGACAUUUCCUGAAUGUAAUAAUACUUCACAAAAUAAAAAUCCAGAUAUUAUUCCUACAAGAUCACCUGAUAAUACUGAUUUCUUUAAAUCUUCUUUGAUCACUCAAAAUGUAGCAUUAUCUAAUCGGACGUUAGUUGAAUCUAUGCGAUGUUUACCUGAUAGGACUAAUCCUCAACAAAGUUGUUAUGAUGGAAUAAUUUAUAGUAUCAAAUCAAUUUUAGAAAAUUACUUGACUGAAGUAGAAGAAAAAUAUCAAGACAAAAUUGAAAAACUAGAAACAGAAAUAAGCAAAAGAGAUUAUACUAUUAAGACUCUUUGUGAACAAUUUAACCAGAAAUUGUGUGAUGAACCAAUCGAUACAGAUAAACUAGACGCUUUAAUAGGUAGCUUUUCAUGUAAUCUAGAAGAAGUUGAAGAAAAUUCAUUUAUUAGGAAUGACUCUGUGGAUACAGUCAUGUGCCCAAUAGCUCAGCAGUUUAAAAGUGUAUCGCCAUAUCGCUAUGAUAAUUACAAACAUAAAAAACAAUCUUCCAAUAGUUCUGAUUUUUCAAUAAAUAAAUCUUGGGAGAAUAGAUCAAAAGAAGAAAAUAUUGAACUACAAGAACUACCAAGAUCAAUUAUUCCAGAAUCAAAAUGGAUUCGAGAAGAUACUAGAAUCGAUAUGGAUUUCACAGACGAUGAAGAUGAAAAUUUUUCUCCUCGUUGGGAAAAUUGGGAAGCAGAAAUGUUAGUUGGCCAUAAUAAUAAAAGUGAUCUCUACCGCAAAUCAGGAUUAGUUAGUCAUAUGUCUUUAGACGAAGAACCUAUUAAUUUACAUAGAAGUUUCCGUGGGAGAAGAAGAUGUUUGUCAAUAGAUAACAUGUCAUUUUCUAAUUCUAUAUUAAGAAAUUUUGGGCAAUAUGUUCGCUUGGGGAAUUCACCACAAACAUCACGUGACAUUCUUCCAACUAUAUCAAAGAGUUGUUUUUCUUUAUUAUCACAUUCAAAAAAUUAAGUGAGGCUUCCAAAAACCAUUGUAUAAUUUUUAUUUUUUCUAAACAGGGUAGUCCUAUGAAUAUUAUCAUCAUUCAUUGAAUAAUGAUAAUUAUUUGCCAUAAAAAUAUUUUAUUUAAAUUUAUUUUUAUUUUAAGAAAAAUAAUACUAGUUAUCUUAAGAUAUUUUUGUUGAAUAAUGAAUCAUUAAGUUUUUAUAAAUACGAAUAUAUGUGACAGGGAAUGUGAAAAGGGUUUUAGUGGCCAAAAACUUUAUUCCAAACUAAAACAUUUUUUAGUUUUGGAAAAUACUUUUUUUUAAUCAGUAACGAAAUAACAAAGAAAUUUAAUUUUCGGUCAAUAGAAUCCAUUCCUCAUUUCAGAUUACUUGUGUGAUUGUAAUAUUGCGAAUUUAGGUAUUAUAUUAAGAUGUACGUGUUUAGCGUAUUAAAUUUUGUACUUUGAUUGAUAGUGAACUAUAAAAUAUGCAGUUAUCUAAUAAUAUAAAUUUAUUUUUAAAAAUCUUUUUAAUAAUGCCAUUUUAAUAUACUUUGCAUAUUUUUAUUUCAAAUAAAGUUCAUUUUAUAAAAAAAUAACAGGAAGAAAGAUAUUACAUGUGCUAAAUAUUUCUCGAAUUUUU
Messenger RNA from Daktulosphaira vitifoliae (grape phylloxera), 5177 nucleotides. RefSeq lists its product as uncharacterized. The record is from RefSeq and is a predicted model, not a curated record. Gene Ontology annotation, cellular component: membrane. Bases 187 to 4560 code for a protein of 1457 amino acids. NCBI's taxonomy places the organism in Eukaryota, Metazoa, Arthropoda, Insecta, Hemiptera, Phylloxeridae. The transcript is spliced from 17 exons. Gene Ontology annotation, biological process: transmembrane transport; monoatomic ion transport. Gene Ontology annotation, molecular function: protein-containing complex binding; monoatomic ion channel activity.